Strongylus vulgaris is the source of this 1611-nucleotide messenger RNA. The record is from the annotation of a GenBank genome assembly. NCBI's taxonomy places the organism in Eukaryota, Metazoa, Nematoda, Chromadorea, Rhabditida, Strongylidae.
AUGGGACUAUUAGACUGUGUGAAUCCAUUUGGGAUUCUACAAGAUUUUCUAGCCGAUUGUUUCUAUAAAUAUGGCUUAUUUAUUAGCAAACAUCCUCGAGCAUUCGCCUUAGGACCUCUAAUCUUAACAUGUAUUCUUGCGAUAGGAGUAUUUAAUGUUAGAAUGGAGGAUGAUCUUCGAUUCUUGUAUUCACCAGAGCAUUCCAGAUCGAGGAUAGAGUAUCAAGUUCAUAAGAAUUUUACAGGAGCAUCAUCAAACAACUCAUUCGUUUCUGUCACAUUAGAGUCAAUGGAUGAGGACAAGAAUUUGCUUAAUAAGGACAAAUGCCAUUUGAUUCGAAUGCUGAACAAAUUCAUUCUAGAAAACAUGACUAUGAAAAUCAGUGGAGAAGAGGUGAAUUUCGGAAAAGAGGUGUGCCCAGCAUUGAAACAGUGCACUCUUAGCAAUACGAUAGCUGAUAUUUUCUUUGAUACUUUCUGGAACAGUCGGUUAAGAGCGGACCCUCGAAUCAAAAUCGAAUAUCCUAUAAUGACGUUCUUCGAGAACAAAAUGUUCCUACCAACUCAUCUCUACGGUGUGCGCCUUGAUGGUAAAAACGAAUUGAAAUAUGUGGAAAUGGUUCAUCUAAUCUACCAGAUCCCUUCAUACAAAAAGAUCUCAUCGGAUGAGGUGUCUGUAGCGUUUGCUGAUGCUUUGCGUGGUGUACUUGGCACAUCAUUAGCGCCAUUUACGAGUUCCAUUUUUAGUCACUCAAUAUUGAAGGAGGAAAUGCAGAAAAAUGCGACUUAUACCGUACCGUUCAUCUCAUUAACAAUUCUUCUGCUUGUCAGCUUUACUGUUGGAUCCUGUAUGACCGGUGACUGGAUUACAUCAAAGCCUAUUGAAGCUAUGAUCUCAUCGGAUGAGGUGUCUGUAGCGUUUUCUGAUGCUUUGCGUGGUGUACUUGGCACUUCAUUAGCGCCAUUUACAAGUUCCAUUUUUAGUCACUCAAUAUUGAAGGAGGAAAUGCAGAAAAAUGCUACUUAUACCGUACCAUUCAUCUCAUUAACAAUUCUUCUACUUGUCAGCUUUACUGUUGGAUCCUGUAUGACCGGUGAUUGGAUUACAUCAAAGCCUAUUGAAGCUAUGGUAGGUGUGCUAACAUCAUCUAUGGCAAUUGUUAGUGCCGGUGGCUUACUCUUUGCCCUUGGGGAGCCAUUUAUAUACCAGGUAACAGUGAUGCCUUUCAUCGCUUUGGCCAUCGGUGUCGAUGACGUUUAUGUGAUGCUGGGUGCAUGGCAAGACACAAGACGAACGUUAUCUCCAGAUAAACGAAUGGCUCUCGCAUUAGAAGAAGCUGGAAGCGCCAUAUCUGUCACCUCAAUCACAUCGAUCCUCUCCUUUGGGAUAGGCUCAUUCUCAUCAACACCGGCAAUUUCGAUUUUUUGCAAAUUUAUUAUGGUUGCUGUAGCUUUCGAUUGGUUCUAUCAGAUUGAAAGAGUGCUGAAUCUCGUACACGAUCUAGAAAGUACACCAUACUCUAUGGGACCCAAUUCGACAUCGUUCUGGUUGAAGGAUUUCAACAAUUAUAGACAAUACUUCACAGAAGACAAUGAACGGUGUGAAUCUUAG